Pan troglodytes (chimpanzee) is the source of this 4017-nucleotide messenger RNA. It is a transcript of the gene USPL1, whose product is annotated as ubiquitin specific peptidase like 1. The record is from RefSeq and is a predicted model, not a curated record. The transcript has 9 exons. Gene Ontology annotation, molecular function: SUMO binding. Gene Ontology annotation, biological process: protein desumoylation; Cajal body organization. The coding region runs from base 542 to 3823 and encodes 1093 amino acids. NCBI's taxonomy places the organism in Eukaryota, Metazoa, Chordata, Mammalia, Primates, Hominidae. Gene Ontology annotation, cellular component: Cajal body.
UCCCUCCGCAGAAAGCCGCGCACUAGUUUUAAUCACGCCCCACCCCCUGGCCGCUGGCGCCACCUCCGCCACUCGGGCGCUUUCCAGCAGCUUCCAGAAACGUCGCCUCCCCAAACCCAGCCACUCACACAUGGCGGGCUCAGCAGCCACCGGCCCCGCCCCUCCUCGUCGCCGCAGUCGCAACUGCGUCUGCGGCCACAGGGCGGACAGCCACGCCUCUGCGGAGCGCGACCGGAAGUGCUCACGUCUUCACCUUCCCCGCCACGCCUCCGUCCUUUCAGGCCCAGCGUGCAGCAGGAAGGAGGACUCUUUUGCCGCGGACUCAAGCCGGAAGCCGCCUUCCUAGUGGAGACGCGAGUGGGGGAGGAGCAGUCCGACGGGAACGUGGGUUGAACGUUGCAACUAGGGUGGAGAUCAAGCUGGAACAGGAGUUCCGAUCGACCCGGUACCAAGAAGGGGAGUGCCCGCGGCAGGGUUCAUUGAAAAAAUCCUUAGUGAUAUUGACAUGUCUCAAGUGACAUAAAUUAGCCAAUGACUCGGAAUGAUGGAUUCUCCGAAGAUUGGAAAUGGUUUGCCAGUGAUUGGACCAGGGACUGAUAUAGGGAUAUCUUCACUCCACAUGGUGGGGUAUUUGGGAAAAAAUUAUGAUUCAGCUAAAGUUCCAUCAGAUGAGUAUUGCCCUGCUUGUAGAGAGAAGGGAAAGUUAAAAGCCUUAAAGACUUACCGAAUUAGUUUUCAAGAAUCUAUCUUUUUGUGUGAGGAUCUGCAGUGCAUCUAUCCUUUGGGCUCUAAAUCACUUAAUAACCUAAUUUCUCCUGAUUUGGAAGAAUGUCACACUCCACAUAAGCCUCAGAAAAGGAAGAGCUUGGAAAGCAGCUAUAAAGAUUCACUUCUUUUAGCAAAUUCCAAAAAGACUAGAAAUUAUAUUGCUAUUGACGGUGAAAAAGUUUUGAACAGCAAACAUAAUGGAGAAGUAUAUGACGAAACCUCGUCAAACUUACCUGAUAGUAGUGGUCAACAGAAUCCAAUUAGGACAGCUGAUUCCUUGGAGCGGAAUGAGAUUUUGGAAGCUGAUACUGUUGACAUGGCUACUACAAAAGAUCCUGCUACAGUUGAUGUCUCUGGAACUGGCAGACCUUCCCCUCAAAAUGAAGGAUGUACAUCUAAACUGGAAAUGCCACUGGAGAGCAAAUGUACAUCAUUUCCCCAGACUUUAUGUGUCCAGUGGAAAAAUGCUUAUGCUCUCUGUUGGUUAGACUGUAUCCUGUCAGCUUUGGUGCACUCGGAAGAGUUAAAGAACACCGUGACUGGACUGUGCUUGAAGGAGGAAUCUAUAUUCUGGCGGUUGCUUACAAAAUAUAAUCAAGCCAAUACACUUCUAUAUACCAAUCAAUUGAGUGGUGUUAAAGAUGGAGAUUGUAAAAAACUUACCUCAGAAAUAUUUGCAGAGAUAGAGACCUGUCUGAAUGAAGUUAGAGAUGAAAUUUUUAUUAGCCUUCAGCCCCAGCUUAGAUGCACAUUAGGUGAUAUGGAAAGCCCUGUGUUUGCAUUUCCCCUGCUCUUAAAACUGGAACCCCACAUUGAAAAGCUCUUCCUAUAUUCUUUUUCUUGGGACUUUGAAUGUUCGCAGUGUGGACACCAAUAUCAAAACAGGCAUAUGAAGAGUCUGGUCACCUUUACAAAUGUCAUCCCUGAGUGGCACCCACUUAAUGCUGCCCAUUUUGGUCCAUGUAACAACUGCAACAGUAAAUCACAAAUAAGAAAAAUGGUAUUAGAAAAAGUAUCUCCCAUAUUCAUGUUGCACUUUGUAGAAGGCUUACCACAGAAUGACUUGCAGCACUAUGCAUUUCAUUUUGAAGGCUGUCUUUAUCAGAUAACUUCUGUAAUUCAGUAUCGAGCAAAUAAUCAUUUUAUAACUUGGAUUUUAGAUGCUGAUGGAAGUUGGCUGGAAUGUGAUGACUUAAAAGGCCCAUGUUCUGAAAGGCACAAGAAAUUUGAAGUUCCUGCUUCAGAGAUACAUAUUGUUAUUUGGGAAAGAAAAAUAUCCCAAGUGACAGAUAAAGAAGCUGCCUGCCUUCCACUUAAAAAGACUAAUGACCAACACGCUCUCAGUAAUGAGAAACCAGUAUCUUCAACAUCGUGUUCUGUGGGUGAUGCUGCCUCAGCUGAAACAGCCUCAGUAACUCACCCUAAAGAUAAAUCAGUUGCCCCUCGUACUCUUUCACAGGACACAGCUGUAACUCAUGGAGAUCAUUUACUUUCAGGUCCAAAAGGUUUGGUUGACAAUAAUAUUUUACCUCUGACACUUGAAGAAACUAUCCAGAAAACAGCCUCAGUUUCACAGUUAAAUUCUGAAGCUUUCCUGUUAGAAAAUAAACCUGUAGCAGAAAAUACAGGAAUUCUCAAAACCAAUACUUUACUAUCACAAGAAUCACUAAUGGCUUCUUCAGUAUCAGCUCCAUGUAAUGAAAAGCUUAUUCAAGACCAAUUUGUGGACAUAAGUUUUCCAUCCCAAGUUGUAAAUACAAACAUGCAGUCAGUACAGCUGAAUACAGAAGAUACUGUAAAUACUAAAUCUGUGAAUAAUACUGAUGCUACUGGUCUUAUACAGGGAGUGAAGUCAGUAGAAAUUGAGAAGGACGCUCAGUUAAAACAAUUCCUUACACCAAAAACUGAACAAUUAAAACCAGAACGUGUCACAUCUCAGGUAUCUAAUUUGAAGAAAAAAGAAGCUACAGCAGAUUCUCAAACCACAACAUCUAAGUCAUUACAGAAUCAGUCUCUGAAAGAAAAUCAGAAGAAGCCAUUUGUGGGAAGUUGGGUUAAAGGCUUAAUAAGCAGGGGUGCUUCUUUUAUGCCGCUCUGUGUUUCAGCUCAUAAUAGAAACACUAUAACUGAUUUACAACCUUCAGUUAAAGGGGUAAAUAAUUUUGGUGGCUUUAAAACUAAAGGUAUAAACCAGAAGGCCAGCCACGUAUCCAAGAAAGCUCGUAAGAGUGCAAGUAAGCCUCCUCCCAUCAGUAAGCCACCAGCAGGCCCUCCAUCGUCUAACGGCACAGCUGCCCACCCACAUGCUCAUGCUGCUUCAGAAGUUUUGGAAAAGUCUAGAAGCACCUCAUGUGGAGCUCAACUCAACCACAGUUCUCAUGGGAAUGGUAUUUCUUCAGCAAACCAUGAAGACUUGGUGGAAGGUCAGAUUCAUAAACUUCGUCUAAAACUUCGUAAAAAGCUAAAGGCAGAAAAGAAGAAAUUAGCUGCUCUUAUGUCUUCCCCGCAAAGCAGAACAGUUCGAAGUGAAAAUCUAGAACAGGUGCCCCAGGAUGGGUCUCCAAAUGAUUGUGAAUCAAUAGAGGACUUGCUAAAUGAGCUACCAUAUCCAAUUGAUAUUGCCAAUGAGUCUGCAUGCACCACUGUUCCUGGUGUUUCCCUGUACAGUAGUCAAACUCAUGAAGAAAUUUUAGCGGAAUUAUUGUCUCCUACACCUGUUUCAACAGAGCUGUCAGAAAAUGGGGAAGGUGACUUUAGGUACUUGGGAAUGGGAGAUAGUCAUAUCCCACCACCAGUACCAAGUGAAUUAAAUGAUGUUUCCCAGAACACACAUCUGAGACAGGACCAUAAUUAUUGUAGCCCCACCAAGAAAAAUCCAUGUGAAGUUCAGCCAGACUCUCUGACAAAUAAUGCCUGCGUUAGAACAUUAAACUUGGAGAGUCCAAUGAAGACUGAUAUUUUCGAUGAGUUUUUUUCCUCCUCAGCAUUAAAUGCUUUAGCAAAUGACACAUUAGACCUACCUCAUUUUGAUGAAUAUCUGUUUGAGAAUUACUGAAUUAAUGCUUGUUAACUUUUUUUCAUAUAAUAUUUAUUACUAUUAGAAGAACUUACUAUGUGUUCAGGUAGUGUUUAUACACUGGACUUGUGUAAUUACUUGUGUAAUAACCAUGAACAAAAUGCAAGGUUUGACCUUUGGUUCUGCCCAUGAAGCAUGUAAUCUUUCUUACACAUUAAAAUCAUUUAAUGUGU